This is a messenger RNA of Sclerotinia borealis F-4128, 3912 nucleotides long. The record is from the annotation of a GenBank genome assembly. Lineage: Eukaryota; Fungi; Ascomycota; Leotiomycetes; Helotiales; Sclerotiniaceae.
AUGGCAGAAUCAGAACCUUUACUGCAAGAGAAAAUGGAGGUCCCUCACUCAACUUUCACGUUAGCCAAACCGGAUCGGCGAGGUCGAAUACUCCCGCAGGCCAUUGCGCAUCGAGGAUAUAAAGCCGCGAAUCCGGAGAAUACCAUGGGCGCAUUCAGAGGUGCUGUUGAAGUGGGCGCGCAUGCGAUAGAAACCGAUUUGCACAUUUCGAAGGACGGGGUCUUACUUAUCUCACAUGAUCCAAGCCUUAAGAGAUGUUUUGGAAAGGAUGAAAAGAUCAUAGAUUGCGACUGGUCAUACAUAUCUACCCUUCGAACUGUCCAGGCCCCUCACGAAUCGAUGCCCCGCCUGAGAGAUCUCUUGGAAUACCUCGCUACACCUGGACUAGAAGAUAUAUGGAUAUUAUUAGAUAUUAAGGUAUCUUUGCCAUAUGUAUUACAGUUCUCGGAAGGAAAUUCGGCUGACGAAAGCCAAAAGCUUGAUAAUAAUGCAGAUCAAAUAAUGAGUUUAAUUGCUUCAACGAUUAAAGAGGUGGAACCAACUAGACCUUGGAAUCAGAGAAUUCUAUUGGGCUGCUGGGCGGCCAAGUACAUUCCUCUUUGCGCCAUUUACCUCCCCGAUUUCCCCAUCACGCACAUCGGAUUCUCAAUAGGAUAUGCGAGACAGUUUCUAUCCGUACCAAAUAUAAAUUUCAAUAUAUUACGCCAGAUUUUAGUCGGACCUGGCGGAUCUAAAUUCCUGGCCGAUACCAGAGAUGCGAAACGAUCCAUGUUUGUAUGGACCGUUAAUGAAGAGCAAUGGAUGAGAUGGAGUAUCGAGAAUGAAGUAGAUGGAGUUGUCACUGAUGAUCCCAAGAAGUAUCUGGAAGUAUGUGAAGAAUAUGAUCCUGCAAAUCCGAACAAGGUUGCCUUCGGACUCAAGGAUUGGAUGUUGAUUUGCAACAAAUCAAGUACUGAAGCUCACUAUCUUGUGGACUGUCGAAAGUGCCAAGGCCAGGAGAGAGACAACUUUGUGGUAUUGUGGGUGGAAAGGGAGAACGGGUUUGAUUUUGAUAGUGGUAUAGUUGACGCAGAGAAAGGGACCUGGAAGAAGGGUGCGGAUAAUAACUUUAUGUUGGGGAUAGGAAGGUUUGAUAUCGUGACGAACGGGAAUCAGAGGGGUAGAGAGAAGAGUGUUAGGGUAUAUCAAGAUGGAACGGAAGAGGCACGACGCGAGAAGAAAGGGCUGAGGAAUGCCUCUCCAGAUAUCUAUGCAACUAAUAUGGCUAGAUUCGAUGCAGGAUCUAACGACGACGUAUCUAACCUUGGCGCAUAUCGACAGACUAACGAAGGUGCAUACGAUUCUGAGCCCGACGCACCGAGAGCCCAAAGUUUUCCGGCUAAGAGCAAAUCCAGAAUACCAAAUGUAUUCGGAAGUCUGAAGAAAAUGAUAGUCCGGCCCAAGAGUGAGCAGGAUACAGGCGCAACAGGUGAGAAUAAACUGCCCGCCGCACAGAGUCAUGUCAAACAAGGGCUCAAUAGAUCUAAUACGACCGCAGGUAUUUUGCGAGGAGGCAAGAAGAUCGAAGGCCAGGAUGAAAAUAUUUAUUUGUCAGGAUUGACAGAUGAUCGGAGGAUCGAUGAUGCUACAGGGUAUGUAUAUAUUACGCCUCGAGAAGCUAUAGACCUCCACUUUCAGGGUGUAGUUGCGGGCUCUGGCGGUGCCGAAACAGCGAUAUCAAAAACGACAUCGGCGCCUAUCGAUAUACCUCAGAACCGUCGUACUCAUGAAUCGAAUUCCGAGUGGCAUGCGAGGCGUUACAGGAACGAUAUCGCUUCGAGUCCCUUUGCUGAUGAAUAUGAAAUUCAUGAUGCAGAAAACAGCCACCAUAGAAGGACAAAUCCUACAAAUACUCACGCGACUCCAGCGCCAUCAGAAAGACGGACCCAGGAUACCCACUCGAGCAGACCCCGAAAAAUAAGCCGAGAGACUGAAUUCUCGCAGUCUGAUAAGGCACGAUUGGAGAGGAUCAUCACGUCUAGCGAUGGAGAUACCUUGAAUUUAACACCGCAUAAUAUCGGUGAUGUACUUGCGGUUCUCAAAGGAAAUUUUGGGACUUCGUUGCCUUCGUCGUCUUUUCAUAUAUCUCCUCGGCAUCAUGUUGUGGAUCGUCCGGUUCAUUCUAGGAGUACUGAGGCGUUGUCGAUGCCGAUCCCUGAACCUUUUCGGCCUCAUGCUUUGGAUCAUCCGGGUCAUUCUCAGAGUAUUGAAGCGUCGCCUGUACCUAUACCUCCUCGGCACCAUGCUGUGGAUCAUCUGGUUCAUUCUCAGAGUAUUGAAGCGUCGCCUGUACCUAUACCUCCUCGGCCCCAUGCCUUGCAUCCUCAGGGUCUCAGUGCCAGUUUACCAUAUACUCGAGGAUCUGAGGAGAGGGUUGAGGGAGCUCAGUGGAUGCAGGGAAAUGUUUUGGAGAAAGUGCCUUCUGCGCCUUCGCAGCAUACCACGACUUUCGUUGAGCCCCCGAGGCGCGACAAUGCGCCGAAUAGGAACAAUACGACGAAGAAACCCUCUUGGAGUUUUGCUUUACCUAAGAGGAGUAAUACAGCGGAUGUGAUACAUCCCCGACACCCUCUAUCUAAUCAAGUUACUCGGAGCACCACCCUCGAUGACGUUUCCCAGAAACAGACAAGAAAUAACCCUGUGUUGCCAAAUAUUCAAGAGCCGCUACAAGAAACUAUUCCUGGCCCUCGAUACUCUACUAUCCCGAUAUCCCCACCUGUUAGCCCUAAGAAUAGUGAGAAAGGUUGGCAAUCAGCUCGACAUCGGAACAAGUUGUCUACUCCGGCGUCAAAGCCCGAACCCUGUACCAAUUUAUUAGUGCAGGAUCAAGCUCCGGUUAAUGACAGAUCGUCUAUAAUGACAACAUUUUCGCAAUUUAUACCAUCGCGCAAUGAGGAACUCGAUGAAGAAAUUGCAACGAGCGGCGUCCCUGCCAAAAUAUCCAGAAAGGCAUCUCGGCGACGACUGUUUGGUCCAAAUUCGGAGAAUCAAACUCGGAAUCAAAAGAUUUCUGAGGUUCCUGCAAUCCCUAAAACUUAUGCAAAUAAUACGAGGGUUCUUCCUAAGAUUGGUAGGGAUGUGACUGGGAGGUUUUCUGUAGAGCAUAUUGAACAGGAACAGCCGGGAGUUGUAUUACAUUAUGGGGAUGAGGGAGUGUCGGUGAAAGUGUCGGUGGAAGUACCAGUGGAAGUACCAUCAGAAGUACCAGCAGAUAUGGACGAGAACCAUACGAAAGGUACUUGGGCCGUGGCGUUGGGGAUUAAAACCGCUGAUGUGAGUCCAUGUAGCUCAGUGGAGGAUCUGAAUGGGGCUAUGAGUCCGAUUAGUCCUCUGGGAGGAUUAGAAGAUGGGAGGGGUUGGAGUGAUGAUGGGGGUGGGAAAGUAUGCUUGAGUUCGGAGACUUGUCAACUGGAGCGGGAAUCACUGCCAGGACAAUCAUAUCCAUUGAGGGCUUCACCACCACCACCACCAGGAUUUCCCUCUGCAUUCUCCUCGAUUCCACCCCCUAAUUUUCCACAGCCACCUCCUCAGCCCCCUCAUCCCCCUCCUCCACCUUUCGAUCCACCACAAAUCCCUCCUCCUCAAUCACAAUCACAACCACAUCCCUUCCAGCAUGAACCCCCCACCUACACCAGUUUCCUUCCGACCUCCACAGAUACACAGCCACACAUCGACCCAACCAUGCCUAUCAUCCGCCCCCUACAAAUACGCAAAAACAAGAAUAUUCGACCGCCAGUUCCAGCAACGGAAGAAGAUCCGCGCGAAAUUCAUAUUCGGAGGAGACAGAAAGAGCAGCUGGAGGAAGAAUUUAGGAAGGCGGACGAGAGGUUGCGGGCGUUGAGGGAUGGGAGGUAUGAGAGGGGGGGUUUGUGA